Dunckerocampus dactyliophorus (ringed pipefish) is the source of this 1202-nucleotide messenger RNA. It is a transcript of the gene lsm12b, whose product is annotated as LSM12 homolog b. Gene Ontology annotation, molecular function: RNA binding. Bases 40 to 630 code for a protein of 196 amino acids. The transcript is spliced from 5 exons. The record is from RefSeq and is a predicted model, not a curated record. Lineage: Eukaryota; Metazoa; Chordata; Actinopteri; Syngnathiformes; Syngnathidae.
CGUAAGGCACGCACGCACUCCGGUUUGCUGGCGGAGAAGAUGGCGGCUCCUGGACCGGGGGAGUAUUUCAGCGUCGGGAGCCAUGUCUCUUGCCUCACCUGCCUGGGCCAGCGUCUGCAAGGCGAGGUGGUCGCCUUCGACUACCAGUCCAAGAUGUUAACGCUGAAAUGUGCUUCCUCCAGCGGCAAGCCCAACCUCAACGACGUCAUCCUGAUCAACUUAGCCUAUGUUUCUGAAGUGGACAUAAUCAAUGACCGCACUGAGACUCCGCCCCCUCUAGCAUCGCUGAAUGUUAGCAAGCUUGCCAAUCGAGCGAGGACAGAAAAGGAGGACAAGCUGUCCCAAGCCUAUGCAAUCAGUGCUGGGGUGUCUGUGGAGGGCCAGCAGCUAUUCCAGACCAUUCACAAAACCAUCAAAGACUGCAAAUGGCAGGAGAAGAACAUCAUCGUGAUGGACGACGUCGUCAUCUCGCCGCCUUACCAGGUCGACAACUGCAAAGGCAAAGAGGGAAGCGCUUUAAGUCAUGUACGCAAAAUAGUGGAGAAACAUUUUAGAGACGUGGAAAGUCAGAAGUCCAUGCAGCGUUCACAAGCACAGCAAACACAGAAGGACUCCACUUUAUCUUCUUGAGGCGCCGCUCCCCGGGGAUGGGGAGGGGGGAGGGAGGCCACACGGGCGCUCCCCGCUCCCGCCGCCACGCCGAGUCGGCCAUUCCUUGUCCUCAAUCCCCCACCCCACUGAGUCCACGAGGGUGGGAGCGCUGAGGUUCCUGGAUCAUGAAGAGCAAAAGUUAUCAUUUAAUGAAAAAGACAAAAAAAGAGAACGAGAGGAAAGAUUAAAUCUUAAAUUAGACUUUAUAAAGAAUAAUUUAAAACAUGAACCAUAAAGCCACCAUAGUUUCCUUAACUAACUUCACCCCGCCCCCUGCCCCUCCUCACCCCAGAGGACUCUUCUUCUCCUCCUUCCUUCCCCCCUCAAUCCUUCCUUCCUCUUCGCCUUCAGUUCCAUUUCAAAAAGAGAAAACUAGCGCAGUCAGAAAGGCUUGUUAGCUUUAUUUUCUGUUUUUUUUUUUUGUUUUGUUUUUUUGCCGUAUCCAUGUUCUACUGUCUGUAUUUUCUGUAUUUUAAACAAAAUGUGACUUGAAAUGCCACACUUUAAAGGACAUUUUCUAAAAUAAAAGUAACAAAAAUUCUGACUGUAAA